Myxocyprinus asiaticus (Chinese sucker) is the source of this 1853-nucleotide messenger RNA. RefSeq names its product collagen alpha-1(XXIV) chain-like. NCBI's taxonomy places the organism in Eukaryota, Metazoa, Chordata, Actinopteri, Cypriniformes, Catostomidae. The transcript is spliced from 11 exons. The record is from RefSeq and is a predicted model, not a curated record. The coding region runs from base 1 to 1602 and encodes 533 amino acids.
AUGUUGCUCAGGAAGGAUAAUACAGGAACCCUGUUCGAGUCCGAGACUGAAUAUCCAAAAGAUGGGACGCAGUCUACCUUUCGCUUUGCAGAUGAAUUCAGUGUGCUAAUUCAGCUGCGGAGCUCUCAGGAAGUGGACAGAAGUGUGUUGACUCUGCUGAACUUCUAUAAUGAUAUUUUACUCCAGAUCCGUGUAGGCCCAGACAGCAUCACUUUCAUCACCACACAGCAGCGGGACUAUGAGUUUUCAGUGUCAGGACUGUCUGACUCUCUGUGGCACUGGAUCUCAGUGGGAGUUUCAUUUGAAUGGCUGGCUGUAUAUGUGGACUGUGUGCUGGUGGAGAAAGUGAGCUGGAUGUACCCUUACAUGGGCAUCACUACAGAUGGCUUGCUGAUAGUUGGUGGCAUCCUGGAAGGGUUUGAGACACCUUUUGAGGGAGAAUUGAGACAGAUGACCUUCAUAAUGGGAGAUGCAAAUGCUGCCAAGGAUCACUGUUCUCUCCAUCAGCAUAUGUGUGAACCUAAAAAAAGGCCCUUGUUGUCCUCAUCUGGCUUAACGAACAGAACCACCCCGUCCAAGCCCUCCACAUUCACAGACGAGACUGUCGAAGUAGAGUCGGUUCCAGAACUCAGGCCUGAACUCAGAGAAACACAUGGUUUGAACUCCAGUGUCUCCUCUCAGAAUGAAGAUCUCCGUGGGGAAUCUUAUCCUUACAGAACUUCAAAGCAUUCAGUUCAUGGCUUUGUAGUGGUGGAAGAGUCUGACCUUCUCACAUCUCCGCUUAUUAGAACACAUAGCAGGUAUAAGGACACCAGUGACAAAAAGAUCCAGUCCACCUCUUUCAAAUCCUCAGAGGAGAACCUCAGCUCUCAAAAACUGAAAGCAGAUUUGGGUGAAGACCUUUUGGAGUUGAUUCCUUUGAAGUCCUCUGAGGACAUCACUGAUUUGGAUUCUAUGUUGAAUGUGAAGCGGUCAGGCAGUCAAAAGAAUCUGGUCAGAUCUACAGUUCAUUCAGAACAUGAGUUAAACCAGCUGACUGAAGAAGGUUAUUUACUUACUUCUGGGACCUCCAGUAAAGUAUCCCAACAGGCUUUGGUUGAUGACCUCUCCCAAAGAGGCCAUGGAACACCAGCUGGCAUUGGUCAAACUGAUAACAGUCUCUCAAGCACGGCAAGAGUUGCACCUAAACAUGGUGAUGUUGUAGUAGGCUUGGAUGGAAGGAGAUACAGCCUUCUUGCUGGACACCCAGGGCCUUUUGGACCUCCAGGGAAAAGAGGGUGUGCAGGUAAAAUGGGCUAUAUUGGAUACAAAGGUGAUAAGGGUUCUCCAGGAGUCAGAGGAGCAGAUGGGCCCAGAGGCAUGACAGGAUCACCAGGCCCACCCGGACUCCCUACACUUUACCUUUGGAGGAAUACAGAGGAGGACUGGACUGCAUUCAGGAGAACACCUUAUUAUCAGCUUCUGGCAGCUGGAUGGCCUAGAGAAAUAGGCCUCCCUGGACCAAUGGGUGAGAGAGGGAGACCUGGGCUACCUGGGUUAUCCGGAGAUCCAGGCCAGGCAGGACCACCAGGUCGCAGAGGCGAUAUGGUAACUUGGUCUUAAUUUGUAUUUGUACUUUAAACUGCUUUGUCUGUGCGUACUGUAUAUUUAGAAUAUCAAUUAGAGUUAGACAUGACAGGUUUUUCCAACACAAAUGAUUUAAAGUUAACAUGACACUUGUAUGCAAAGGGAUGGGAGUGCUGUCGGCACACUCCUGCAUCAGGAAAUGAUUGGAUUGUGAAAAGUGGGCAUUACAUACCAAAAUGGAGCCAGGUGGUUUGCCACCUGACUUUCUGUUCCAGUUGCUGCCGGCA